Messenger RNA from Condylura cristata (star-nosed mole), 1428 nucleotides. It is a transcript of the gene SLC25A17, whose product is annotated as solute carrier family 25 (mitochondrial carrier; peroxisomal membrane protein, 34kDa), member 17. Lineage: Eukaryota; Metazoa; Chordata; Mammalia; Eulipotyphla; Talpidae. The transcript is spliced from 7 exons. Gene Ontology annotation, molecular function: coenzyme A transmembrane transporter activity; FMN transmembrane transporter activity; NAD transmembrane transporter activity. Gene Ontology annotation, biological process: mitochondrial ATP transmembrane transport; mitochondrial ADP transmembrane transport. The record is from RefSeq and is a predicted model, not a curated record. The coding region runs from base 29 to 724 and encodes 231 amino acids. Gene Ontology annotation, cellular component: peroxisomal membrane; mitochondrial inner membrane.
UGAGAAAAGAAAGUCCAAAACUACCCACAUGGUGCUCCUGGAGAUCAUUAAAGAAGAAGGCCUCCUCAAAGCCGUCUGGGUCAAAGGCCAACGUUCUACUACUGGAAAAGAUCUGGUAGUUGGAUUUGUUGCAGGGGUGGUGAAUGUGUUGCUGACAACACCACUCUGGGUGGUAAACACCAGACUGAAGCUGCAGGGGGCAAAAUUUAGGAAUGAAGACAUUGUACCAACCAACUACAAAGGCAUCAUUGAUGCUUUUCACCAAAUCAUUCGCGAUGAAGGAAUCUUGGCUUUAUGGAAUGGCACAUUUCCCUCCUUACUGUUGGUCUUCAAUCCUGCUAUUCAGUUCAUGUUCUAUGAAGGCUUAAAACGGCAGAUUUUAAAGAAACGAACAAAGCUUUCUUCUUUGGAUGUGUUCAUCAUCGGUGCAAUAGCCAAAGCAAUCGCCACCACGGCCACCUACCCCAUGCAGACCGUGCAGUCCAUUCUGAGGUUUGGACGUCACAGACUAAACCCAGAGAACAGAACACUGGGGAGUCUCCGGAAUGUUCUCUAUCUUCUUCACCAACGAGUAAGGCGGUUUGGAAUAAUGGGACUCUACAAAGGCCUGGAAGCCAAACUGCUACAGACCGUGCUCACGGCUGCUCUCAUGUUCCUUGUUUAUGAGAAACUGACGGCUGCCACCUUCACAGUCAUGGGGCUGAAGAGCUCGCACAAGCACUGAGCACACCUGGGGGGGCUACCUCCUGCGUGAAGAGAAUUGGUUCUCCUUUUGCCCUCGUUCCUUCCAUCUUGAACUUUACCCUCACUGGCUUGAAACAGCUUCUAAGGGUAAAUACGGAGGAUAGCCAGCUGGACCUGUGGCCAACUUCAUUUUAUGCUGGUUGGUUAAGUUAUGUGGGGGAGGUUGGACUAAAGGUCAUAUGAAAAGAAAACAUUGAAAAUCUAAAACUGAAAGUCACAGGGGUCAUUGGUUUCCUUACAGGGAAUGAGCUCUAGCUGUUGUGUGUAAUUGCUCCAGUUGAAGUCUUUCUUAAAGUUACAGGCUGUUCUUUCCCUGAACCCACGCCCAGGUUUCAGGACAAAUUGAAUAUCCUGCAGUUCUCCUCAUACACUUUUGUAUGUCGCAGUCUUGGCAUUUUCCUCUCUAAAGCUGUUGUGACUGUGCCAUGGAUAUGACUUUAUUUUCAUUGGGCUUUUUUCCUCUUAAGUAAAGGUGUCUUCUUUAGUAGAUGAGCUAUUUAUUUUGUGGGGGAAAUGAAAAUUAUUUAUCUCCAAUGAUUUUCUUAUAAACGAUUGAUGUACAUCAUUUAUACAUUAGUUUUGACAUAAUUUUGAAAUAUUUAUUUUGAAUCAGCCCUUUCAUUACAAAACUUGAGACUUUAUGUUCAUCCAACCAAGCUCCAAUAAACUAUCAACACAAAGACA